Molecule: messenger RNA, 1644 nt
Organism: Enterobius vermicularis (human pinworm)
Lineage: Eukaryota; Metazoa; Nematoda; Chromadorea; Rhabditida; Oxyuridae
Source: the annotation of a GenBank genome assembly
GCGGAAAGCAGUUAUUUUUUAUUCAGGUUCCUACCAGAACCUCAACCACUUUAUCAGAUUUAUAUGAUGGAGCAACAAGAAGGACUACUGUACAAUGGUCAUGAAAAUGACGAAGGAGUUAUGUUGAUCAAUGAAUCCGUACGUCGUAACUCAUCGUCGGCUUCCACAGAUAGCGGACGUGGAGCUGACUGUUCAACAACUGUUUCGCAUAUUACCUCAAAUACGUCAAUGCGACGCGAUCGUUUAGUAGCCGCUAGUCAUUUUGGUAGUCAACGAUCGUUGUGGUGCGAACUCCCAGAAGUCAAAAGCGCUGGUUUGCUGGAUGUACUUGACGAAGAUAUGAAGAAACUUCAAGAAGCGUUUUUUGAAGUGAUUACCAGCGAAGCAUCGUACCUCCGAUCUUUAAAUAUACUGAUAACACAUUUUAUGGCAGCUCCUGAACUACUUGGCUCAAAAGGAACUUCAUCAGUAAUUUCAAACGAGGAAAGAAAGCAGCUGUUCAGUAAUAUUUUUGCUGUUAGGGACUGUAGUGAAAGGCUGUUGUGCGAUCUGGAAUCUAGACUGGAAGCAAAUCUUGUGCUAACCGAUGUUUGUGAUAUUCUUUGUGAACAUUUUUCGACAAAUUUUGACCCCUAUGUAAUGUAUUGUUCAAAUCAAGUCUACCAAGACCGUACACUUAAAAGACUCAAAUGCGAAAAUGCAGCAUUUAUGUCUUGUAUUCAACGGCUUGAAAGCGAUCGUCAGUGUCAGGGAUUAGACAUGAGAUCUUUCCUGAUGCUUCCAAUGCAGCGAGUUACACGAUACCCUCUACUAGUAAUUGCUAUUCUUGAUCGUAUAGGUACUGAUACAGAGCAACAAAGAACCGCCCAGGCAGCUCUGCAUCUUGCGAACCAGGUGGUAAUAAGUUGCAACGAAGGAGCUCGAAGAAUGGAACGAACCGAACAGCUGUUAGAGAUUGAGCGUCGGUUGAUAUAUAAAUCUUCAGAUUUACGCCGAAUCCCUUUGGUAUCUUCUGGACGAUAUCUGGUUAAACAAGGUUCUUUGAUGCAUCUGACAGAAAUUAAACCGAAAACUAUCUUACAGCCCCGUCAACAUGCGCACAGUCUUUAUUUGUUCCUUUUCAGCGAUAUUCUUAUGAUCACCAAAAAGAAAUUAAAUGGAACAUUUGUUUGUAAAGACUAUGCUACUAGAAAAUUUGUUGAUAUUGAGCCUGUGGAGGCAGAUAGUCCAAAGGUGUUUCCGGGAGCUUUGGUUAACCUGACUUCAAAGCCGCAUCUGUUUAUUUGCACUCUGAUGCAUAAUGCCAGAGGUAAACAAACCGAAUUGCUUAUUGCUUAUUCGGUUGUUCUUGGUGGUUUUCAGUGCUCUAAUCCGGAAGAAAAAAUUUAUGCAGAUUGGGACUGUCCACAGGCUACAGUUGUUCAUGCAUAUGCGGCAAGUCAGGAAGAUGAACUGUCGCUUGAAAAGGGCGACCUGAUAAAUAUCUUACGGAAGAUGCCGGACGGUUGGUUUUAUGGCGAACGCGUCCGUGACAGCAAAGGUGGUUGGUUCCCUUCAUCGUAUGUACAACAGGUGCUCAACGACCAUGUUCGGGCCAAAAACUAUCGGCAGCGGUUGCGGGUUAUUCAGGUUUGUCACAGUUGA